UUAAAAACAUGAGCGAAGAGCAUGCUGAUUCUAGGCCAAAAUUCGGAAAUCGGUUUUUAACAGAAGACCGGAGUGUAUUUCAGCAUAAUGCUUGGUAUGAAAAUUAUUAAAAACGUUUCAUUUUUGCGAUAUUGUCAUACAAGAUACCGGAAGAAACCUAAAUAUGGAACUCGCUAUCUUUUAGAUAUGGCUGAUGUUUUUAAGUUUAAUUCCUGGGACGAUGUAAAAUGGGACGAAGAACAGGAACAACAAGCACUGAAAAAAGUACAAGAAAAUAGUGAAAUCAAAUUUUCCACAGAAGAUAUUAAUAAAUACGAAACAGAGGCGAAUAAAUUUUGGGAUGCUUUCUACGACAUUCACGAUAAUAAGUUUUUUAAAGAUCGCCAUUGGCUGUUUACUGAAUUUCCAGAAUUAAACAGUACUGAUGAGAAGGAAUUGAAUAUCUUUGAAGUAGGGUGUGGUGUUGGGAACACCAUCUGUCCUAUAUUACAAUACAGCAAAAAUGAAAAACUGAAAGUAUACGGAUGUGAUUUUUCAGAAAAGGCUAUCGAUAUUUUAAGGAACUCAGAGAUUUUUGACAAAAAGAGAUGUGAUGUGUUUGUUUUAGACAUUGCUAAAGAUGAAUGGACAGUGCCUUUUGAAGAAAACAGUAUGGAUAUAAUCAUUAUGAUAUUUGUCUUAUCUGCAAUUAAUCCAGAAAAAUAUCAGGCUAUAAUUUCUAAUAUAUACAAGUAUUUGAAACCUGGAGGGCUACUUUUAUUUAGAGAUUACGGGCGUUUUGAUUUAGCCCAAUUAAGAUUUAAACCUGGUAGAUCUUUGGGAGAUAAUUUUUAUGCAAGAGGAGAUGGGACCAGGGUGUAUUUUUUUAAACAAGAUGAAAUCAAGGAUCUUUUUGAGAAAAAUAAUUUUACUGAACUGGAAAUCAAAGAAGAUAGACGAUUACAAGUGAACAGAGGGAAAUUAUUGAAAAUGUACAGAGUAUGGAUACAAGGAAAAUAUCAGAAAAUAAAUUGAUGUUACAGUA
This is a messenger RNA of Sitophilus oryzae (rice weevil), 1024 nucleotides long. RefSeq names its product methyltransferase-like protein. The record is from RefSeq and is a predicted model, not a curated record. Gene Ontology annotation, molecular function: tRNA (cytidine-N3)-methyltransferase activity. Bases 88 to 1014 code for a protein of 308 amino acids. The transcript is spliced from 3 exons. NCBI's taxonomy places the organism in Eukaryota, Metazoa, Arthropoda, Insecta, Coleoptera, Curculionidae.